Microdochium trichocladiopsis is the source of this 1153-nucleotide messenger RNA. RefSeq lists its product as uncharacterized. The transcript has a single exon. The coding region runs from base 261 to 1106 and encodes 281 amino acids. NCBI's taxonomy places the organism in Eukaryota, Fungi, Ascomycota, Sordariomycetes, Xylariales, Microdochiaceae. The record is from RefSeq and is a predicted model, not a curated record.
GACCAGCCCUCGGAUCGUAUUUUGCGGCACGGUAUUUCGUCCAACAAUGGAGGAAUAACAAACAGCUCGAAUACAUCUUUACGCCACGGAAGCACGACGUAGUGACCGACCCUAUCAGUUUCCUUCGAUCCCACAAGUACGUAGCCCGAUACGAUGUCUUGUGGCGCUUUGUUGCCGGCUUGCUCGACGCCGAAAACGAUGAUAAGACGCUCCGGUUUUUCAAGAUACUAGAGGAACCACCACUCGACCUUUUAGGCCCUAUGCACCAACGACUCGUCAUGCAUUGUCUAGCCGAGGCGUCCGGAUCCGUCGAAAUCAGAGAGGAGCUAGAAAACCGACUGUCACAGUGGUUACUGUUUGAAUGCCGAUUCACAGGGAAAUCACAGCUAACCAGCGAGAUGGAAUUCCCCGAAAGGGCCUUGAGCAUCGCUUUCAACGAAGGAUCAGAUGUGAUAGAAAUAAUUUUAAGGUCACUGCAAAGACGAGCUAUAAUACCGCCUGGAAUAAUAGCAGCAAUUGCAGCGCGGCUCGAGGAUCAGUAUCAGGAUGUCCGGGGGGCAGCGAUUCAAGCCCUUCGAGCGCAGUCAGCACUACCGACAGAGACAGUCACGGCUAUCGUAGCACGGCUCGAGAAUGAGGAUUGGGGUGUCCGGCACACAGCGAUCAAAGCCCUUCACGCGCAGUCGGCACUACCGGCAGAGACGGUCGCGGCUAUCGCAGCACGGCUCGAGGAUGAGGAUAAGGAUGUCCGGUGGGCAGCGAUUCAAGCCCUUCAAGCCCUGUCAGCACUACCGGCAGAGACAGCCACGGCUAUCGCAGCACGGCUCGAGGAUUGGGGUAUGGGGCGGGCUGUUAGUGAUAUACUUCGCUUACACACAACGCUCUACUAUACCCUUCUCCGCGGCUCUUACGCACAUUUGUUGUAUCGGACCGCUCUUAGGGAAAGUUUCGAGGAACAACAAAGUUGGUAUAUCGAUGGAUCCCACUUCUACGUCAGCACGCCAGAGCAAAUAACGGAAUCCCCGAUUCACCCACCAAGGAUCAACAUCGGGGCUAUGUUCGGAGAAGUGAAGGCGCCAAACAUGUCUCAUCUGUUAGCUAGUUGAUAAUACUUAAGCUUACUGUCUUAUUCCUCCCCGGAUCAUUCAAAACC